This is a messenger RNA of Alternaria atra, 327 nucleotides long. RefSeq lists its product as uncharacterized. Gene Ontology annotation, biological process: mitochondrial electron transport, ubiquinol to cytochrome c; mitochondrial electron transport, cytochrome c to oxygen. Gene Ontology annotation, molecular function: electron transfer activity; heme binding. Bases 1 to 327 code for a protein of 108 amino acids. The transcript has 3 exons. The record is from RefSeq and is a predicted model, not a curated record. NCBI's taxonomy places the organism in Eukaryota, Fungi, Ascomycota, Dothideomycetes, Pleosporales, Pleosporaceae. Gene Ontology annotation, cellular component: mitochondrial intermembrane space.
AUGGGUUUCGAGAAGGGCGAUGCCAAGAAGGGUGCCAACCUCUUCAAGACCCGUUGCGCUCAGUGCCACACCCUGAAGGAGGGUGAGGGCAACAAGAUCGGCCCCAACCUACACGGUCUCUUCGGCCGUAAGACUGGUCAGGUUGAGGGUUUCUCAUACACCGACGCCAACAAGCAGAAGGGCAUCGAGUGGAACAACGACACUCUGUUCGAGUACCUCGAGAACCCCAAGAAGUACAUUCCCGGAACCAAGAUGGCUUUCGGUGGUCUCAAGAAGCCCAAGGACCGUAACGACUUGAUCACCUUCCUCGCUGAGGAGACCAAAUAA